Molecule: messenger RNA, 855 nt
Organism: Colletotrichum fioriniae
Lineage: Eukaryota; Fungi; Ascomycota; Sordariomycetes; Glomerellales; Glomerellaceae
Source: RefSeq, a predicted model, not a curated record
AUGUCGAAGGAGUCCAAUAUUGAGGCUUGGAUUCGAGUUAUGAAUCAGGGUACAAUUCUCUCUAAUCUCAAUGUCAAAGAAUUUGGGAAACUACUCAAGUUGUAUCCGAGAUUCGUUGCGACUGGAAUGGAAUCUCUCGACAAGUUGCGUUUCCGGGGUAUAACUCCCCUUGAAGCACACCACAUUCAGGAAGAAAACGAAGAAGGAGGAGAAGAAGAUGACAAAGAAGAAAACGACGAAGAAGACGACGACGACGAAGAAGAAGAAGAGAAGUUUCAAGUUGACCUGCGUCGAACCAUCAUCCAUCUCAGUCGCUGGCUUUAUAAACGCUGUCGCGGUGAUCAGCGAGAUGUCUGCAAGUCCCACCACAAGUACCUGAAGUCAUAUCUCUGUACAACAAUUGAGGCCGCUGUCAAGGAAGCCUUCAGACUUUUCGACGCGAACAAACAUGCUUGUGCCGUAUCUAAGCUUCAAAAGCUACUCGAAAAGAGCGAGGGACCCGAUUGUACGAAAUUUGAGUUUGCCAUCUUGAUCCUUUCCGCAAAGUACCCGAACCAGGUGCCAUACUGCUCACCGGAGCUGCAAAACUGCAUCACCAAGGAGUUGCCCAAAACCGUUGCCGACGAAGACAAGUGGGGAAAAGAAGAAUACGCUCGGAAUUACGCCCUAUUCCAGUCUAAUUGUGAUACAUUAAUGGACAACAUUCACAAGUCAGAACAAAAAACUACGCUCCAAGACGUCGAGAAGGUAGCGUAUGUGUUGGACCACUGGAGUGUCCUGAAAGGUAUUCGUACGCGGAGCAGAACGACACCUACAUUGACGACCUGGACUCUGAAGAUGACCAAGGGCAAGUAA